Molecule: messenger RNA, 3585 nt
Organism: Eremomyces bilateralis CBS 781.70
Lineage: Eukaryota; Fungi; Ascomycota; Dothideomycetes; Eremomycetales; Eremomycetaceae
Exons: 1
Coding region: 1-3585 (1194 amino acids)
Source: RefSeq, a predicted model, not a curated record
AUGACCCAAUACAAAGUCGAAGAGCUUCUGGCACUCCGAGACUCGGUCUCUGAAUCCGCAGUGUCCAUCGAAAAGCUCGAUGUCGAUGAAUCUGUGAAAGGUCAGUCUCCCUUCGGCAUGAUUCCAGCCAACUGUCCCCAUGCAUCUCAAGGCAACACAGCCAUUUCCAACAUAACACGGCGAUGCUUAUUCUACUGCGCUCAAUUGUCUCGAGAUGAGGGUAUGCCCGCAUCUGAUUUGGACGAACUUCACGAGCACCAUCAGGCUCGUUUUGAUUCCCCGUUUCCUGCUUCCACCUCCCACUUCUCACUCUCGCUUCCCGCUUCCCUCUCACUUCUCAUAUCUUCCCCACUUCAAACUCACUCCAAAAAAACUUCCCUUGACCAAAUUAUCACGAGAUUUGUCUCUCCUUCUCUGUCUCGGUCCAACAGCGAUAUCAUGCCGCUAUAUAUCACAGGGAAAGGGUCUCCUGUUCGACGAAUCCCUAGCCUCACCUCCAGUCACAUCCGCUUGAUACCACAACACAGUCGAAGGUUUACUGACAAAUUCCUUGAAGAGCACGUUCUCCGACCUUCCUCCUCUGUCAAUUGCAUGUCACUAAAGAGUGAGAAUAUUCCUCUCGACGGGAAUUCGAAGGCAACCCGUGCAGUGAGUGGUCCUCCUCGGUGCGCCUCACAGCCUGUGAAGGAGCAAGUCUUUGGCCAUCUGGCUGUCAAGAAACCCUCUCCGACGCCCUCUAUCAAGCGUGGCAAAGCAGAACGCCUUCUCAAGGAGCACGCGUCUCCUCCGGGGAUGCGUGUGACAGCGGGUGGACGAGUCGUUCCCACGGAUUUCACUUCUUUCGUUGCUCCAGUUCCACCAUUCCAUCCUGCGGCGAGGGGUCACAUGUUCGAUAUGCGUGCAGGAAAACCUGACAGCGCCCAUCAGGCUCCAAGCCAUCACUCCAUUCCGCAAGGCUUCAUCGGUUACGACAUCAAGGGUCAGCUUUGCCAGAAAGUUGGCGACAAUCUUCUUCCUGUGCAAAUGAUCAACGGGCUUCCCCACUUUCACUUGCCGCCGGUCAACAACUUUCCCGCAAUCCCAGCGAUGUCAGCUCCCACUGCUCCACCGACGGGGCAGCAAUUUGCGAACCAGUUCGGGAAUGGAUCGUUGCCCGCUGAACCAGCCUCCGUCAAUAUUGAUGAGCAUAUCACUCACUUGGAGAAUCACUACAAGUUGCUGGACAAGGAACGCCAGCAGUUCGAACGCUUUGAAGUGAUUGAGAAGGAACGUGCUCCCGUUCACAUGCAGAGGCAGUUGAUCGAGAAGAAGCGUUGGUACAUCACGGAACUUGACCGCAUUCGCCGUGCUGCCAAGCAGGUCAAAGAGAUGAAGGCGACAGGUGCUGUCACUGUACCUGCAACCUUUGGCCUGGAAGCGAAUCACUCCGCCCCAGCGCCUGCACCGCCUCAGCAACAUGCUCCUGGUUUUAUGUUCCAGGGAAUGCCUCAGCAACUCGCCGCUCCGCAGGCUCACCCGAUGUUUCGCCAAGGCCCUGUCAUGCACUUUGAGGUCCCUCAAUACGGCCCGGUCCGCUAUGACAUGCCUCCACAUGGAUUCUACCUUCCCAAUGGAAUGCAGCCUGGCAUGCAGCCCGGUCCCGGUGGUUUCUUCCCAGUCAAUGGAGGCAUGCCGGUCCACAACUUCGGUCCGAACCCUGCAGAACCAAACGGAAUAGCCCAAGCUAAGCCUUUGAAUCCUGAGCAGCCUUUCGAUGCCGAUCAGCCUUUCAGUCGUGGCAACAAUGCCGUGGAGAUCAAAGACCCUCUCGAACGCCCCAAACAAGACUCUCACCUGGAUCCAACCAGUCCCAGCUAUGUUCCGAAGAACCUCGCCGGCACUCGCAAGGAGUCGUCUCUCAAACACUGCGACCCUGGCACGCCCACUCCUGUUGGCUCUCCGAAUGAUGGCCUCCCUCGCGCCGACCUUGCCAAGUACCUCGUCGGAGACGAUGGCGACAACCAUCAUGGCUCUCCAGAGAUUCCCUCCUCUGCGGAACGGGUCAACAAGAAGUCCAGUCAAUCCAGUGUCAGCACGAGUGCCUUCUUCCCCGUGAACACCCACGAGUACUCCACGAAGACCUUGUAUGGGGCGCGAUCUGGAGCCAACGAGGAGAACAUACCAUUUAUGUCGUCCCCAAACGGGGAGAGAAGUGCCCCUGGGGUUCCGACGAACACGCCCGCUCCCGGAGUCGAGGCAGCCCACAGCAAGGACGGAUCUCAUGCGUCCGCGCAAGAUCAUCGUCUGUCGUCGUGGACACGAGAAAGCGGACAAGUCAUGGAUCUUGCUCUCAAUAAUGGUAAUCAUGAUCUGAGAGCCCCCGUUCUCGACGGUCCGGCUUCUGAGUCCCCCGAUCGAUUCUUCACCGUACAGUUAAGCUCCGGCCGCAGCGACGCUUCGGAGGCGUCUAUCAAGUCGCUUGACUUGGGCUAUCUCGAUGGAUGGCAAACCGACUAUCGCCCGACCGAAGUCCUCCGAUCCAGCAAAUAUCGCGAGCAAUUCGGACGCGCACUUGAAGCACGACGCCGUCUUCGUGAGACAGAGCAGGGCAAACGAAAGGAUGAGCUCUCUGAUGCCGAACUCAUCAAAUCGGGCAGCCGUCCCGAACGGCUCUUGAAGUCCGAGGAAUAUUGGACCGCUUUCGAAGAGGGCAAUCACGCGCGGCACCAGCGCAUAGUGGAGAACACGGAGAACCCCAUCCCACCGCUUCCGAACGCGCCACAUCUUUCACCGCGUCGCUUCGCGCUUACAGAGCCCGACUCCAACAUCGAAACUCUCUCUGGGCUUCCAAGCAACGUGCAAGGCAAUACUAUCACGGCCUCCGAGCCCCCAAAGCGAACAUAUGCCGGCCCAACACAACCACUUCACGCACAGACAGCAUCCGAAGCCCAGAAUGCCUCCAACGUGACCACAAACGGCAUCUCGGCCAUUCAACCCAUCAACGUGCAAGCCAACAUGUGCAAGCCGACCAAAAGCAAGCAUUGCUACCGCUCCAGCACGACUUCCGGCCGCACUCGCAAUGCCUCCCGCGCUGUCUCUGCAGCCAUCCGCCCGUAUCCUGGCAACAUGGCGUACAACGACCCGCUCCGAUGCAAGUCGCCCACCAGUCCCAAAAUCAGCAACGGCUGGCCUUCCCAAUGCGACGGGGCUGUCGACGAUCUCGCCCGCGAACUCUCGCACACCACCAUGACCGCCUCCGGGCCAUCCACCGCGCCCGCCACCACGCUCAACGGCACCAUCAACCAAGACACGGCGUUCAAAUCCCCGAAGAAAGACAAGGGCAGCGCGACGCCGUCGCCCAGCAAGAAGGAGAAAGGAUCGUCGUCCCCGGCGCGGGCGAAGUUGGAGCAGAUCGCGAACAAGGUGAAGAACUUCGACAAGCGCAAAGAGAAAGGGGACAAGGAGAAGCCGGAUCCGGCGACGAUGGAUCCGGAGCAGAAGGAGAAGCAUCGGAAGGCGUGGCGGAAGCGGUUCGAUCGGGUGCGGAAGGAGCAGUCGGAGGAGAUUCGGAAGUAUCACAAUGGGCAGAGGAAUUCGAAUGGAUGA